AUGACGAACUUCGUUUUCCAGAGGGUACAUAAACUUCACAUCUCGCAUAUCACCUUCACUUCCUCCAACACCUUCGACCGUCGUCUCUACCCUCAAUCUACCACCAUGCAUUUACUGUUCUUCAUCCUCACCGUGCUAGCGGCUCUGAUCUCACCCUCCUCAUCCGCACCGGUCGACGUCCCCUCGCUCUUCACCACGCUGCGCCACUCGACCAGCUCCGACCUGCCGUCGCUGCUCACCGCUCACCCCUCCUCCCCCUCCACCACCCUCCUCAACAUGGGCUUCCCCUCCAGCACCACCCUCACCACCUCCUCCUCGCGCGUCAUCCUCCCCGCACCGCGCUUCCACCACCUCACGUACAUCAUCCCGCACCCCUCCGCCCCCUACUCCGAACUGCUCGUCGCCAACUCCGCCACCGGCAAACUCGAGAACUACGGUUGGAUCAGUGGGCAUCGUUGGGACGCAUCCGCGCCUCGCAGGGAUUUGGCGAUCAAGCUGGGAGAGGGGAGGUAUUUGUUGGCGGACAACGUGCCGGUGGGUGGGUUUGGAGUGACAAAAGCACCCUGGAGCGAGGAGAUUGGUGGGACGAAGGAUGGGUAUAGGUGGUUGGGUAGGAGAUGGGAUGCUGAUGUAGUAGAAAAGUAUCAUGGAGUUGCAACCUCCCCACACCACGCUUAA
Molecule: messenger RNA, 678 nt
Organism: Pseudozyma hubeiensis SY62
Lineage: Eukaryota; Fungi; Basidiomycota; Ustilaginomycetes; Ustilaginales; Ustilaginaceae
Exons: 1
Coding region: 1-678 (225 amino acids)
Source: RefSeq, a predicted model, not a curated record